UUUAUGGUCAACUUUGAUCAUUUCUGUCUUUAUUGCCCUUUAAGUUUCAUGUUCAUUCAGUAAUACAGCAUCAACCCACAUUGAUGCAGCUCCUAGUUACAAAUGUACUUAAAGCUCCUAGUUACAAAUGUACUUAAAGCUCCUUAACGUUGCUGUUUACAAAGAUCAAUGUUUAAACGUAAAAAUGAUUUAAAAAUCAGAAUUCAGUAAUAAAGCAUGAAGAAGAAACUUCCCCCGUCCGCGGGGGAGGGGCUGAGACGUGAUGGAGUAUCCUGAAGAGUAAUAGAUUACUUUUUGCAGCUGUCCAUCGACAAACCUGAGUCGGAGGGUGCGGACCCCGCCCCCGGCGCCCGCCAGCCAAUCAGAAGGCUCCGUGGGUGAAGCGCUGCUAUAAAGCUGCGGGAUGUUGCGCUGCGGGAAGAGCGCCCGCGUGAGUGAUCCACAUUUCCGAGUAACGCAACACGCAGAAAGUCAUCCAACAAGUUUCUGCCUGAGCCGGAAGUGACAGAAAGAAAGAUGGAGCCCUCCAAACCGCUCAGGUACGGCUCCCCGGACCGGAAGGACGCCUCCGCCGGCAGCUCCGUCAUCAACGGGCACCGUGACGGACCGGGGAAGCGGGCGAGCGGCGCCCCGCAGCCGGCGGAGCCCGGCGCGCACCGGGCCGCCUCCGCGGUGAUGGACAGCUGGAAGGAGGAGCGCACCCGCAGCGUGGAGGACAACGAGAUGAGCCUGCCGUCCCUGGCCGCAGCCUACAGCACCAUCCUGCGGGGGCUGGGGGAGGACCCGCAGCGGCAGGGGCUCCUCAAGACCCCGUGGAGGGCCGCCACCGCCAUGCAGUUCUUCACCAAGGGCUACCAGGAGAAGAUCACCGACGUGUUGAAUGACGCCAUCUUCGAUGAAGACCACGACGAGAUGGUGAUUGUCAAGGACAUUGAUAUGUUCUCCAUGUGUGAACACCACCUGGUGCCCAUCUUCGGCAGGGUCCACAUCGGUUACCUACCCAACAAGAGAGUUCUGGGCCUCAGCAAGCUGGCCAGGAUUGUUGAAAUCUACAGCCGCCGACUACAAGUUCAGGAGAGAUUGACCAAACAGAUCGCCGUGGCGAUCACCGAGGCCCUUCAGCCCACCGGCGUCGGCGUGGUUGUGGAGGCAACGCACAUGUGCAUGGUGAUGCGCGGCGUCCAGAAGAUGAACAGUAAGACGGUCACCAGCACCAUGUUGGGAGUUUUCAGGGAAGAUCCAAAAACCCGAGACGAGUUCCUGACUCUGAUCCGGAGCUGAGGAGGACCCAGAUCCUCGUCUUCCUCCUGUGGCCUGGGUUUACCUUUACCUGGACAUACCAGCUGUGUGUGUGUGUGUGUGUGUGUGUGUGUGUGUGUGUGUGUGUGUGUGUGUGUGUGUGUGUGUGUGUGUGUGUGUGAGACCAUCAGUUUCUUGCAUUGACCUGAUAGAGCGGCGCUGUGCCUCAGUGACUGCCUGCUCGUCAACACUAGCUUUAUAUCAGAACCCCUGACAGCGCCCCCUUCAGGUUGUCUGUGAGAACUAAGAGGAAACGUCAACUGUUGGCCUCAAAACUCAGUUUAUACAGAAAAUCCACCCGACAACAAACCAUCAAAGGUUAACGUGCAUUUCAUGGCUCCAAGUCAAAGCUUUAGCCCCUCCCCCACGUCACACCUGUGCAAACUCUACCUGUUGUUCUGAUUUGACUAAGUUAGAAUGGUGUUUUGGCCAAAAGCUCAUUUCCAGAGAGGAAGUGCAGACAUUCACUGCUGUAGAGAGAAGUCCUGGUUCUGGAUCGGUUUUCUUCAGUGUGAAUGUGGCUGGACAAAGGGGGGGGGAGGAAAGACCCUCAUGAUGGGACUGGAUCUCAUUCUUCACGGAGGACUUUCACUAAACGCUGCUCGUGUCGGUCGUUCGGAACAGUUCCAGCCUUAGUCCCAACGGUCCUUGUGGGUGGAUACGGGCUUUCUGCUCGGUCCAACCUGUAGGGGGCAGCAGGUGACCCACAGGACGGAUCAAGGUGGUGGACCGCUCCGUGAACCUGCAAAGAUAAAAUGUUGGGGAUGUUUUUACUACAAGCACGCUGUGCACGAGAGGUCCUAGUGAACACUUGUUCCACCCGUAAGGUACGUAAGGCGUGUCGCACAGAUUUGACAUUUUUGAAACCCCCAUCAAAUCCUACGGACUGAGCAGGACGCCUGUUAGAGCUGUUCAUGUGACACGUGCACGCUCCUCGCUGCAGCCCGACUGUUGGAAAUGAGGAAACCAGAGGAUCAGAGUGUCGUUUGUGUGCACCUCCUACAGGCGUCCUACAGGCGUCCCGCAGGCGUCCCGCAGGCGUCCCGCAGGCGUCCCGCAGGUGUCCUGCAGGACGUCCUACAGGCGUCCUACAGGCGUCCUACAGGACGUCCUACAGGCGUCCCGCAGGCGUCCCGCAGGCGUCCUGCAGGCGUCCAACAGGACGUUCUACAGGCAUCUGCAGGCGUCCCGCAGGUGUCCUGCAGGACGUCCUACAGGCGUCCUACAGGCGUCCUACAGGACGUCCUACAGGCGUCCCGCAGGCGUCCCGCAGGUGUCCUGCAGGACGUCCCACAGGCGUCCUACAGGCGUCCUACAGACACUAAGGUAUCACGUGCACUUUCUGUGCGAGCAGCGUUGGUGUGCGGUCAGUAAAGAGCGGGUACUCACACGUAUACGACUAGAAUGUGGCGCAGACGCAUCACCUGCACGACAUCAGUGCGUGGAACUUCCAUUAGCCUUACCAAUACGUCACCUUAACUGAGCUCCUUCCUGACAGUGGUACGUUCCCUUUUCAUGACCUCCCCCUUAAGAUCCAGCCUCUCCUCUCCAGAACCCUCCACCUGCAGAACCCGUAUGGAUCAACCCCCCCGCAAGGGUUCAGGUGACUGCAAGCAGAAAAGAAAGAUUUGGACGAACCUGGACUGUAAUAAUCGGAAUCAUUAUUAUCUCUGCUUGGUUUGAUCCUGUUUUUACGGUGUAGCGCCCCGGAUGCUGCUGAAAAUCUUCAUAAACAAACUAAAGUGACUUUAGUUUAAUCCGGUUUGCAGCACUUUAGUAAAAUAAACUCUCGAGUCGCUUAUAUUUAAAUCAUUUUAACAAUCAAAAAGUCAACAUUUUUACUAUAAAAACCAAAAACACACUGUCUAGUGGGUCAAGAUGACCCCACUCCCAAUGUCAAAGUGCCUAGGAAAGCACAAGGGAUAACAGAGAAAUUCUAUUUUUCCCCAAGACAAACAGAAAGGUGUCUUUGGGCUGUAAUUGUUGUUUGAUUGGAAACACCUGUACCUGAAGGUGAAAGGACUCGGGAUGCGAACGUCUCUUUCGGAUGAAUCGAUGCGGAAGCCAGUCAAACAUUUCUGUGCCCAGCUUGGAUUUACUCCCCUGCAGCGAUGCAGUUGGACUGAACCAACUGGGUUUUCAUGACCAAAUAAGGGAAAAGGAGCUCCACCCACGUUGGUGUGGUUGCUCUCAUCUGUUGGACCUUUUGGAACCUGAAACCCUUCAAAGCCUAAAGUUCUUUGAAUGGAACCAGGCCGUCGUGUUUACAUCCGCUUCUGGCUUUUGAGUCAGGAUUCGGUUUUGCACAGUUCCCUUCUCUGCUCCUGUGCCGGUCCCAAGCCCGGAUAAAUUGAGAGGGUUGCGUCAGGAAGGGCAUCCGGCGUAAAACAUUGCCAAGUGAACCAUGCGACUCCUCCUCGAAGGAGAGGUUGUUUCGCUGUGGCGACCCCUGAUGGGAAAAGCCUAAAGAGGAAGUAUUCGGUUUUGCUCAGAUUUCUUUUUCUGUUCGGCAAACACGCAAUAGCAGUUUAUAGGUUACUGUUCACAGAAGUUAGAGAUGAAGGCCGUCAGGAGGUGGUUUGUAUUGGGCGCCGUUUCAUGAGUUUUCCCUGAAACGGCCAAAAGGCGGGAAAAACCCACCUGUUCUAGAGCUGAUGACUGAAUCGACACAUUUCACUAUUGUGGUCUUUGGAGCGAUUUCAAUCCUAAAAUCAAACGAACCUUCAAGCUGCUCAGUCUUCUCACUAAAGCUUUAGUAACCACAACGUGACCAUGUCUCCAUGGAGUGAAUGGAGGCUUUGUGUUGUGAGACCCCUAGUGGUCACUGGAUGAACUGACAGCUGAUGCUCUUCAGGUUAUUCCAGAUCUCGUCUCAAAACAUUCAAUGCAAAGAAGAGACACUUCUGGGUUCUUUGGCCCACUUUCAGACCUUUGCUAGGCCCUUCAGUCAGUCACGUCCAUCCAGAGCGGAUACCCACAUCCACCCUGAGGAGCCCCCGUCUGACACCACCCACCCAUAAAAGACCAAAGGAUUCGGUAGAUUUCCUCUGGUUUCUUCCAGUAAACCAAAAGUCAUCACGACACAAACAGAUUCUGUUAGACUUGACUUGGCAUCAAGAAAACCAGCUAACUGCUAAUGCUAGUAAAUAAAGAGCACAGAUUUCAGAGUUUAGAUCAAUAAUAUAUGAGCAAAAUAAUGAAGAAAAUCAAAUUUGUGUUUGUUCCAAAUGCCAUUUAGCCUUUUCUAAACAGAUCUCCCCUGACAUCCUGUUCACACCUUUGUUUACAGUAUUUUCAUAAAUCUAAGGAUUAUAGACAUAUUUGAUUGAUGACCUGUCAAUCAUUGCAACCUGUUUGUUCCUUUGCUUUCCUCAGACAGCAGGAAAGUCACAUGAUCAGUGUCCUCCGUGAUGACAGGACUGACAUGAUGUCACAGUGACGCCAUCAGCCUUUAGCAGUCAUGUGACGCCUUUCUGGCCUGCAGAGGGCGCUACACCUGAAACAAAACCCGAUAAAUAUCAAGACUUUGCAUCUCAGCUGAGAGAGCGUUUUAAAGUGACGCCAUUUCAUUUGUUUGAUUCUUUAAUGAGCAAAUGCUAACGAGCUAGCAUGCUAUCAGGUUUCCACAAAGUUUUAAAUCAAAAUUAAAAUUGCAGAUCCAAAAAAAAAAAACCACCUUGUUGCUGAUUUUGCCAAUUUGAUUGUAAAAAUGAGCAAAAGAAUUUGGAGGCGUGGCCGAACUCUGCCCGCUCUCCACUAAGCCCAAUCAAUCAGAUGGAAGUUGCGAUCUCUGAUUUUGUGUGUGUGUGUGAUGCAUCAAAGUGUUCUGCGUGUGAUUGUGUGCUUGUCGUGGAGGACGACGUCUGCUAACAGUCCAACGUUGGUGUCUUUUUGUGGCCUUGUGUGACGGACGGCCUCUUUGGCGCCGUCCCCGCCCCUGUACUUUUCGUACCGUGUUCCAUGGUGAAGCUUUACAUCAAACGUAUUAAAUUGUUAUGUGACGGCGGCGUUUGUCUCCGCCUGUUUAUUCCCACAGCUGGAAGCUUCAGUGUGUCCUUGUGUGUAACACAUUGUGUGUCUUUGUCCCAUAAAGCCGUCAUAUUUGGG
This is a messenger RNA of Oryzias latipes (Japanese medaka), 5406 nucleotides long. RefSeq names its product GTP cyclohydrolase 1 (gene gch1). Gene Ontology annotation, cellular component: cytoplasm. The record is from RefSeq and is a predicted model, not a curated record. Gene Ontology annotation, biological process: tetrahydrofolate biosynthetic process; tetrahydrobiopterin biosynthetic process. Gene Ontology annotation, molecular function: GTP binding; zinc ion binding; GTP cyclohydrolase I activity. NCBI's taxonomy places the organism in Eukaryota, Metazoa, Chordata, Actinopteri, Beloniformes, Adrianichthyidae.